AUGCGUAAUCAUUCAACGUCCACUGGUUCAUCAUCUACAUCAUCUUCCUCAUCUUCUUCACCAACAACAAAACCACAAGAUGAUAAUGAAACAAAACCAAAUAUACAAGAACUAUUGCAACCAAUAAAUCAAACUUCAUCCUCAAAUGUCUCAACAUCAUCUGGCAUCGAGUCAGCCGUUACACAAAAUUAUACCAUUCUAUUACCAGUACAAUCUUGUCAUUCACCAAAGUUAGAAAAUACGCCAACAGCAAAUACUCCAAUAUGUUAUUAUGAUCCGACAAAUAAUACAACAAUGUAUAUGCAACAGCAACAACCACCUUAUGAUCCUCAGCAAACACAGCAACAACAAAUAAAUAUGAUAGACAAUCAGAAUAUGAUGGUUGAUAAUGGCCAUCGAUCCGGUACAAAAACGACGAAUGAUGUUUCACGUCGCAGUAACACACCAUCAAAACCACCUUACAGCUAUAUUUCGCUGAUAACAAUGGCUAUACAACAUUCGUCUAGUGGUAUGGUGACAUUAAAUGAUAUUUAUACAUUUAUUAUGGAGAUAUUUCCAUACUAUCGACAGCAUCAGCAACGAUGGCAAAAUUCCAUUCGACAUAGUUUAAGUUUUAAUGAUUGUUUUGUUAAAGUGCCUAGAGGACCUGAUCGGCCUGGAAAAGGUUCAUAUUGGACGUUGCAUCCCGACGCCGGUAAUAUGUUUGAAAAUGGCUGCUAUUUACGCCGACAGAAACGUUUUAAAUGUGCUAAACAACCGUCAAAUAAAUCUCGAGCGCAUAAUUCAAGAAAUGCGUCGAAUAACAUAUCAAAUACGAAUAACAAUAAUCAAGGUAAUCGUACAUUAUCGGAUACAAUGAGUAACAAUGCGUCAAGUGAUGAAUGCGAAUCGGAUGAUGAUGACGAGCAUAUAGAUGGUUUAAAUCAUCAGUCACAGCUUGUUAAUCAACAGAAUUUUCCACAAACAUUUUCGCAACAACAAACACUGGAAACACAUUUUCACAAUAAUAAUAAUAACUCAAAACGUUCAACACGAACAUCACCACAUAUAACAUUUAAUAAUUCAACAUUGACGAUAAAUCAUUUUCCACCAAAAACUACAUUAAUAUCAGAUCCAAAACACGAUGAAAAACAUUUGAACGGAAAAACAAUGCUUGUAUCACCGUCAUCAUCUAAUAAAACAGGUGAACUAUGUCAGUCUGUUCCUCAAUCACCUCCAGAAACUGUACAACAUCGAUCUCUACCUCGCGGACAAUCAUUACUAUAUGGAUCAAAUUCUGAUUCAACAACCGAUUCGGUCGAUGAUCGUUUACUAUGUUAUUCGUCGACAACAACUAAUCCAAUUCAACAUCAUAUAAUUCAUCCACCUUCGAUUAUUCCCGUUAAUGAUUUAGAACAAAAUACAAUUAAAGAAUCGCAAUGCACGUCUGUGUAUCUUGAAUUACAGCCAUUUAAUAACGGCGGUAGUGGCGGUGGUGGUAGUGGUAGUGGUGUACCGACAACAACUACCGUUUACUCUGCCGAAUAUCCGGGAACAUAUUAUUCCUUGCUGCCGGGUGCUGUAACAACUCAGACUGGUACGAAUACGUGUCUUGUUACUCGUGAGCAUGCUUAUAAUACCUACAAUCCACCACCACCAUCAACGGGAGCAUAUUUUUACAGUACAUUUUCUUCUUCUAAUGAUUACACACCACCAAUGGAAGGAGCUUCUAUAGCUCGACUUUAG
Messenger RNA from Didymodactylos carnosus, 1725 nucleotides. The record is from the annotation of a GenBank genome assembly. NCBI's taxonomy places the organism in Eukaryota, Metazoa, Rotifera, Eurotatoria, Philodinida, Philodinidae.